AUGGCGGCAGAGAAUGGGUUUCUUACUCAGUUCGACGACGAGACAAUGUUUUACAACCGGAUCAUCCUGAGUCACCUCUUGCCGGCGCAUCUAUGGGAGCCUUUACCACGUUUCCUCCAGGCAUGGCUCCGGAACUACCUCACCGGAAGCUUACUUUACUUCAUCUCCGCCUUCCUCUUCCUCUGGUGCUUCUACAUCUAUUACCUAAAACGCAAUGUUUACAUCCACGAAGAUGGCAAUAAUUGA
Molecule: messenger RNA, 246 nt
Organism: Eruca vesicaria subsp. sativa (arugula)
Lineage: Eukaryota; Viridiplantae; Streptophyta; Magnoliopsida; Brassicales; Brassicaceae
Source: the annotation of a GenBank genome assembly